AUGCUAGCAAGACAUACAUGCUUCAUUUACGUUGGCUUCCAACACACUGUCUCAACAGAUAUAGCAUCACCUCACUUUGACUGGGCUGACUACGCAUGUCCACAGGGUCUCCCCUUCUCCAAAAAGGAUAUUAAUAAAAUACCUGAUCUGAAUGCCUACUGGACUAAUCCAACUCGUGAAACCUUAGCAUACUUCUGGGUUUAUCGUAAUUAUGGAGCUUGUGCAGUUAUGGAUGAAUCCGGAAGCAGUCCAAUUCUCUACUUCGAUCGUAGUAUUAAUCUCUUCAAACAACUCAUGACUCCGAAUAACGUCGAAAAUCUCCAUAGCAUAUUAGAGAAGAAGGUUCACUCGACUGCAAAAGUGGAGGACGACCUGUUGAAAAUAUUCGGUGUACAGCCCAAGCUGAUAUGUGCAGAGAAUAAGGUUGGAAGUGUUUACUUACACGAAUUAGUAUUCUGUUUCAAUGAAGCGUCAUCACUUGUCAACUGUCCAUCGGAAUACGCCAGCCAUCUACAGGAAUUUUAUCCUGAUGAAAAUGUGGAAGAUGAGGAAUUACUUAGGGGGAAAUUAAGUCUCAAAUCUUGUGCACAGCAGGAUUCACCAUUCCUGAUUACAAAAUACUUGGAGACGCCAAAGAGGAAGACAGUCAUAAUGGGAAUGAUCAUGAUGACCUUUAUAAUGAUGUAUAAUAGAACUUUCCUCCACGAAAUAGUCUUCUGUUUCAAUGAGCAUUCAACACUCGUCGACUGUCCUGCAGAAUACGCAAUGGAUCUACAAACAUAUGUACAAAGCAUAGUUGGACACUCUGAAAGUCAAUAUAGCGAACAGAUUGAUCAACAGAAACUUUGUGGAGAUUCAUUCACUGUACCAGAAUAUAACAUCGCUGCGCCACCUACAGAAGAACCUGAAGCUGCUCAUUCAGGAGAUACUUCAUCCUCUUCAUCAUCAUCAUCAUCAAACAUAUUUCGAAAUAUCUGGAAUAGGCUUUUCGGUUCGUAA
Messenger RNA from Trichobilharzia regenti, 999 nucleotides. The record is from the annotation of a GenBank genome assembly. Lineage: Eukaryota; Metazoa; Platyhelminthes; Trematoda; Strigeidida; Schistosomatidae.